Pochonia chlamydosporia 170 is the source of this 1650-nucleotide messenger RNA. RefSeq names its product peptidyl-prolyl isomerase CWC27. Lineage: Eukaryota; Fungi; Ascomycota; Sordariomycetes; Hypocreales; Clavicipitaceae. The record is from RefSeq and is a predicted model, not a curated record. Gene Ontology annotation, molecular function: peptidyl-prolyl cis-trans isomerase activity. Gene Ontology annotation, biological process: protein folding; protein peptidyl-prolyl isomerization. The coding region runs from base 1 to 1650 and encodes 549 amino acids. The transcript has a single exon. Gene Ontology annotation, cellular component: catalytic step 2 spliceosome.
AUGUCGGCGAUUUACAAUCUCGAGCCGCAGCCAACGGCGUCCGCAAUCAUCCACACCACCCUUGGCGAGAUUCUGGUCGAGCUCUUUGCAAAACAAACACCUCUAACCUGUCGAAACUUCCUGCAACACAGCCUCGACGGAUACUACGAUGGUACGAUAUUCCAUAGACUGGUUCCUAACUUUAUUCUGCAAGGUGGCGACCCUACAGGGACAGGCAAUGGAGGUGAAUCCAUCUACGACGGCGGCGCGUUUAGCGGCGACCUCGACCCAUGGCCGAUGGACGAGAGACGGGGUAUAAAUGCAGGUCCUACGGGCAUUAACUUCAAAGACGAAUUCCACUCCCGGCUAAAAUUUAAUCGAAGAGGCUUGUUGGGCAUGGCCAACGAAAGUCGAACGGAUACGAAUGGCAGCCAGUUCUUCUUCACGCUGGAUAAAACCGAGGAGCUGAAUGGAAAGAAUACCCUCUUCGGAAGGGUUGCAGGCGACACGAUCUAUAAUUUGGCCAAGAUUGGAGAGUCAGAAGUGGAUGAGGCAAGUGAGAGGCCAUUAUACGCCGUCAAGAUUGAGAGGAUAGAAAUUUUGGUGAAUCCGUUUGAGGACAUGAAGAAGAGGUCUAGGGUUGCGACACAUGCCGUGCAGAAAUCUACUCAAGCGGACAAAUCGAAGAAGAAGAAGAGGAAGGGAGGUAAACAAUUGCUUAGUUUUGGUGAUGAGGAGGGCGAGGAGGAGGAGGAGCCGGUGUUUAAGAAGGCCAAGUUUGACACGAGGCUGAUUGCUCAAGAGGAGGAACAGGAAAAUGAGCCAAACAGGGACAAGGUCGCCAAGAAGAAGUCUUCUAAAGCGGAGCAGAAGAAGCAGCCUGUGCUACAGGAGCCUUCCGCCGAGGAGAAGACGCCUUCAGAUGAUGAGCAGAAUACGAAGCAAGCCCGUGAAUCAAGAGGCAAAGCUAGGCAACAGUCAGAAGACUUGCCAGAGGAGCCACAGGCCCCCAAGAAGACGGCUCUUGAGAAAGCCAAUGAAGAACUAGCGGCAUUAAAGGCCUCGAUGCGCCGAACCAUUCACUCGGAACAGCCAACAGAAGAAACAAAGAAGAAGUCGGCUUUAGAAUCCUUGAUACCGGAAUCAUCGAUGCGGGCAAGAAAACGAAGACCAGGAGGCAAUAACGCAAGCACAAGCGACGAUCAAGCAGCUAUGAAUCUAUUACGUGCUUUUCAGUCAAGACUGGACAAGGCGCCGCCAGAGAAAGAAGUGCCAGAAUCUACAAAACAGGGAGGCGAGGACAAGGAGGAAUCUGCGGCUGCGGAUGAGGAAGCAGAGCUCUGUGAUUUGCACUUCAUAGCCAAUUGCCAAAGCUGCACGGCCUGGGACAAGCAGGACAAGGAGGAGAGCGAUGAUGAGGGAUGGAUGUCACAUUCACUGUCGUUUGCGGCGGAUAGACUGGGCAAAGACCUGAGUAACCGGAAGAAGGCGGAAGAAGAGCUGGUGGUUAUUGAUCCUAGAGAGAAGGCAAGGACACUGAAAGAGGAUAAGAGGGCAGAACGGGAGGCGAAGCUGGGAGGAGGAUCGAGGGCAUGGGACCAAGCGAGGGAUCAGGCGCGAAAUGCCAAGUUGGCGAGGGCGAGUUCACUGGCUGGAAGGGGGGCUAAAUGA